AGGGCAGUCUCCUGGCAGUCCUCUUGCCUUCAAACAGCUCCUAGAACCGAGAACUCACAGCUUUCGGAUAGUCACUCCCUGAUCUUUUCAGGGUUCACUCUGUGCCAGGCCCCUUGUCCAGCACUGGGGGUGUGAUGUUGAGUCAGACCCAGUCCUUAACCUUUAAUGAGAUCACAGGCAAACUAGGGAAGCUUUGCAGCGCCGGCCACCACGUGCAUGACGUGGGGGCAGGAGGAAGCACAGUCGAUGGGGGAGGUUGAGCCUGGCUUGAGCCUUGAAGAUUCAAGCAUCUCUCUGGCUUUCCCCUAAUGCUCCCCACUCCCCCCAUCCCAGCCCCAGUGUUCUGAUUCCCACGGAGAACCAAGAGAAGGCAGGAGGGAGGCUGUCCCAGGAGCCCGAGCUUGCUGUCGUGUGCCCGGAAGGAGGAGGGGCCGGCCCACCUGCUUGCUGCCAAGUCCUGAUGGGAGUGGAAUUGGCUGCUGAUGGGAGAUAAACCUAGAGAUAGUCCUGGCCCGGCUGGAAGCCAAAGGAAGGGAAACAGCAUUUUUACCACAGACAGUCCUGGAGAUUCCAGGUCUUUGUCCUCAAGGGGUCUGAGGUCUCUAGCAAUAGCGGGAACAAGGCGUGUGAUGUGGUGGCCGUGGUCUGAUUCCAUUCAUUUAUUCAUCCCCCAAAAUGACUGGGACCUGGCAGUUUCUCUCUCACUAAAGGCGCAGGAAACCCCACGGCUGGAGGCCCUCUCCUGUCCUGAAGGACGUCACAUCUGCUCAGGGCCUGGUGGAGGCUGCUCUGGUAGCGGCCAGGAGGAAGCUUCUCGUUUGACCGAGAGGGAGGAAGUGUGGUCCCGCAUGCUUCCCUGGGGAAAUUUGAGUUGGGAAGUGGCUUUAUCACAGGAAGAGCAAGGAAGGGCACCCAGACCAAGUGCACAGCUGAGGAUGUGAGAUGGUCAUUCCAGGAGCGCCGAGUAUGUCCCAUCACACUCAGCCCGCCAGGGCAGGGUGAGAACUGAGAUGCGAGGAGACGGGGAUCAAAAGGUCCCGGCUGCCUGCUCUCGGCUGACCAUGAAUAAGAUGAAGAACAACUUCAAGCGCCGCUUCUCCCUGUCCGUGCCACGCACUGAGACCAUCGAGGAGUCCCUGGCUGAGUUCACCGAGCAGUUCAGCCAGCUCCACAGCCUGCACAAUGAGGCCCUGCAGCUCGGUCCUCUUGGCAGAGACCCCCAAGCAGAGAGCGGCCCCCUCUCCCCGUCGGACGGCGGGGAGGACCCCGGGCCACCGUCCCCCGGCCUGCAGUACCGGCGGCAGAACCAGCGCCGCUUCUCCAUGGAGGACAUCAGCAAGAGGCUCUCUCUGCCCAUGGACAUCCGCCUGCCCCAGGAGUUCCUCCAGAAGUUACAGCUGGAGAGUCCGGAUAUGCCCAGGCCGCUCAGCCGCAUGUCCCGCCGUGCCUCCCUGUCAGAUAUUGGCUUUGGGAAACUGGAAACCUACGUGAAACUGGACAAACUGGGGGAGGGUACCUACGCCACGGUCUUCAAGGGACGCAGCAAACUGACGGAGAACUUGGUGGCCCUGAAGGAGAUCCGGCUGGAGCAUGAGGAGGGGGCCCCCUGUACCGCCAUUCGAGAGGUGUCUCUGCUGAAGAACCUCAAGCACGCCAACAUCGUGACCCUGCACGACCUCGUCCACACAGAGCGGUCCCUCACGCUGGUGUUCGAGUACCUGGACAGUGACCUGAAGCAGUAUCUGGACCACUGUGGAAACCUCAUGAGCAUGCACAACGUCAAGAUUUUCAUGUUCCAGCUGCUCCGGGGCCUUGCCUACUGCCAUCGUCGUAAAAUCCUGCACCGGGAUCUGAAACCCCAGAACCUGCUCAUCAAUGAAAGGGGGGAGCUGAAGCUGGCCGACUUUGGACUGGCCCGUGCCAAGUCAGUGCCCACAAAGACCUACUCCAAUGAGGUGGUGACCCUGUGGUACAGGCCCCCUGAUGUGCUGCUGGGGUCCACAGAGUACUCCACCCCCAUCGACAUGUGGGGCGUGGGCUGCAUCCACUACGAGAUGGCCACUGGCAGGCCCCUCUUCCCUGGCUCCACGGUCAAGGAGGAGCUGCACCUCAUCUUCCGACUCCUCGGGACCCCCACGGAAGAGACUUGGCCCGGGGUGACAGCCCUGUCGGAGUUCCGAGCCUACAACUUUCCCCGGUACCUCCCCCAGCCUCUCAUCAGCCAAGCUCCCAGGUUGGACCCUGAUGGCAUCAACCUCCUGAGCAGCCUCCUCCUGUACGAAUCCAAGAGCCGUGUGUCAGCAGAGGCGGCCCUGAGCCACCCAUACUUCCGGUCUCUGGGAGAGCAUGUGCACCAGCUUGAAGACACUGCCUCCGUAUUCUCCCUGAAGGAGAUUCAGCUCCAGAAGGACCCAGGCUACCGGGGCCUGGCCUUUCAGCAGCCAGGACGAGGGAAGAACCGGCGACAGAGCAUCUUCUGAGCCAGGCCCACCCUGCUGUGGCCCAGGGACAGGAGGUCACACUGAACACAGCUGUGGGUAGGAUGGGGCCUGUAUGGUCCUGGAAGGACUGAGGAGCGAGGGCUAACGGCCGGCCCAGAAGACCUCUUGCAGCCCUGCUGGUCACGGCUGUUUCCUCUCCCUGCUUCCCACUUGCCUCCCCUCGGCCUGGAUACCUACCCCUGGCCGCCCAGCCUGGGGCUAGGCAGGAGCUGCUUCUCCAGGAAAAGAUGCAGGGCCGGAGGGGCCUCAGACCCUUUCCCACCCUACAGUGCUUGGCCGCCCUGGUGGGAUCCUCAAGGACAGGAGAACCCAGUGCCGGGCUGAGCACUGUGCUAGGACGGGUGCCACCAGGCGUCCCCAGGGUCUGCCUGCUCAGCUGUGUGCAGAGCCCCUUCGGGCCCCUUGGAGCCCACACUUCCUUUACUUUCUUCCCCUCAGAGCAGGAAGCAACAUGGCCCCUGUCUGGGUCCCGGGAAUCCUGGGUGCCAAUGUGUGUGCCAAGGCCCACCUCCCACCUGAGGGAUGCCUGUCCCGGAGCAACAGAGAGAGGAGGAGCCCAGCCCCUUAUCACACCCAGUCUGUCCCUAUGCUCCCUCCUCACCAGAUGCCACGUAUCAGCUGGGUGCCCUGCUGGGCCUGGGGUGGCUGGCACAGAGCUGCACAUCUGUGCCUCCACCCUCCCCAGCCUGGCUGGCAUUGCCUUAAGUCAGCAGGAAGAGUGUCGCCCCCUUGGUGUGCUCCUACCUGCCCCCAUCCCACGCUGCUCUUGCUUGUCCCCGCUGAGCGCCAAUAAGCCGCCCUGGGCCGGGCUUGGGGCCAGCACCCAGAUAUAUGGGGCAUGCUGAUGUGGUGCCAGGCAGGCUUGGGCUCCUUGGAGGUGGCCCUUGGGGCCUGAUCCUUGCUCCACCCCACCCUAGCUCUGGCCCCCACAGAGUGUGGUCAGGGGAGAGGGUGUCAAGGGCAGGAGGUGGGACAGGAGGGCAGGCCUCUAUCCUGAGAGCCUGUCCUGGGGUGCUGGGUGGAUGCAGGGCCACAGGGGCCCUCGCAUAGCCCUCCACCCCAGCACCCCUGAUGUGUUUCCAAGGUGUCUGCAACUUGGGCUGAAUCUUGAAUGACAAAGGCCAAGGGGAGGCCAGACCUGCCCAGCCCAGUCCCCUCAACCGGAGGAGCAGUCCUGGAGGGUCUCAGCCUUCCCCCAGCCUCUCCUUGCCUCCCCCACUGUACUGUGAAUGUCCUGUGACUCAGCACAAAGAUAAUAUAUUUAAUUCAUGUUGUACAGAAAGGAGCGCGCCUUCUCGUGCAGAAAAGCUGGUAUUCACAGACUGACCCCCAAGGUGGAGGCCCGCUGGCCCUGCGGGUCUAGAGUGGGAGGCUGUGGAUGUAAAGUGGAGAGAGCUGAGCCCUGGGCUGGGGUUGGGUUGCGCUGCCCACUUCCUGCUGAAUUCUAGGCACCACCGCUGCAGCCACUGUGUCCAUGUCCGGAAGUCAAUGCUGGGGAAUAUAGGAUUGCCGGGGGAGGCCCGCACCUCUUGGUGCCUUGCUCUCAGCCUUCACCCAAGUUGACUGUAGAGAGCUGGGGCCAGGGGAGCCAAGAGGAAGUCAUGGGGAGGGAUGGGGAGGGACCCCUGGGCUCCCUCAACCGAAUGACUCCCUGACUUCUUGGGAAGGAGGUUCAAGAGAGGAUUGACACGGGGCAUGGUCAAGACGAGAGCCACAGAACUGGGGUAUGAGCCUCCCUGGAAUUCUGGCCCAGCAGUACCUGCUGAGACGCCACCCCCAUCUGCCAGACCACCUCUUCCCAGUCCUUUGUAUACCUCCCGGUAUUUUCACAGUGCAGCUCUUUUCCAAUUCACUCUCCAGCUUGGUUCUACCCAACACCACUCUGACAAGCCAGGCCCCCCCACCUCCAUGCCUCCUUACUUACCAGUCUGCUGCCUCCUGUCUGCCCAUCAGAACUGGGCUCCCAAUUUGUUGGCAGACCGACUGGAGGGGUGGCUGCCUUCCUGAGGAGGAAGCUAAUGUUGGGAGGUUGGGUGCUGUCUCCCAAGGAUGUGGGAGGAAGGGUGGACAAGGGCUUGAUUGUUGGCCUGCAACUAGCCCCGCCUCGUGGGAAUGUCACUGGCUCUGGGAAUGCCAGUGGUGAGGGUCAGCGUGGAGCCUUUUUCACUGGACCAAAUGUUUAUUAAGCUCUCUACUGUGUGCCAGGCACUGAGGAAACCCCUCGUUUUAUCCUCAGGAUGGCCUCAUUUCUCCCCACUUUGCAGGGGAGGACAGCGUGGUUCCUAGGGAUCACAUUGUAAAUGAGACUUAAGGUCUCUCUGCCACCCCAACCCCUGGUCUCCAAGGAGGGAAGGGAGAGGAGCAGAGGGGGCGCAUAGCCAGUGCAGAACCCUAGAAACAUGCAGAGGAUCCUGGGGAACCUUGCUUUACUAAAACCCCUGCAAGCCUGCCCUUGUGGCCUGUGCGUGGCCCCUACUGGUGACAGGCCCUGGCCCAUCAGGAGUCUCUGGGGAGCAGCUGUGCUCACUGCUGCAGCUGCAGUGCUGUGUGGACUCAGGGUGGGGAGCCCUCUUUGAGGUCCACGUGGCACAUCUGAGCUGCCUGAGGAUCUUAGGGCUCAGCCAGACAGGCUCACUGCAGCCUUGGGCGUAGUUCCUACUCAAGGGCUCUCAAUGGGAAAUCAAGGGUUCUGGGGUUGCAAAGAGAGGUCAAAUGACUGCUUAUGAGCAGCCAGGACAGAAGGGCCACCAGGCCUGCCCCCUGGCUCCUCAACUACCAGACUGAGCCACAAUCACAGCCCCAUCCUGGAGGGCAUUUGCAGGGCACCCCUAGGCAACCGGGACACACAGGAGCCUUCCCCAUUCUGCUGGAGUCCCUAGGCCGGAAGCACAGAUGAGCAAGUUCUCUCUCUGGCCUCACUUUUCCAUUUGCUCCUGGCAUGGGUCGGGGUGUCUGGAUUCCCCUAGACUUCAUCUUCUACCUGCUUGGCAGGGGCACUGAGGGUUUGCAACGGCCCUGCAGCUCCCUGAGGGCAGGUCUUUGAUGAGGGGUUGGGGGUGACACCAGCUCCCACGUGGCCCUGUCCCAUCCUCCCCUCCCAGUUGCCCUGCCCGACAUCCGGCUCCAGUGAUCCAGGCUGAUGGCCAACAGGCUGCUGCUGGGCCUGCCCCCUGGGCCAGCCAGACCUUUCCUGCCUCCCAGGAGCAGCACGGCCCCUUUCAGCCCAUCUCCACCUCCACCUUUGCUGGGACCCCUGCUUCCAGGCUUGCCUCACUACAGCACCCCAUGAGCCCCUCUGUCUCCAGAGCAAGUCAUUAGCUCUGUAAGCUCAUAAACUGUUCACAGCCAGCCAUGAACUGGGUCCCAGGACCCCUCAAUGCAAGGCUCCGACCUUACUGCCAGGAUCUCAGGCUGCUGGUGGAGGUGGCCUUUCAGUGGUAUUAGGCCCCAUGCUGGGCACUGAGGAUGGGGCAGUGAAUGAAACUGCCAAGUCCCUGUUUGAGUGCUCAGAAAGAUAGCACUCAGAUAAGGCAGCGUGGCCAGGCUGGUGCAGGGGCUCAGGGCCUGAUUAGGUCAGCAGGAGCUGUGACUUGUAAGGGGAAGCCACUUGGGCUUUCAAGAAGAGACUUCCAGCAAAGGCCCGGAAGGCGCUUGCUCCAGAGCCGGGCCUGGCAAGCAGUAGGCAGCGGGACUGCUCAGGGCUGGGGGGCUGCCUUUCACCCCUUGGAGCGUUAGGGUGUAUGGAUGCUCCUGCAGCUCAGCUCCAUUCACUCAGGGCUCCUGAACAAGCAUCCAUGAUUUUUUAAAGGCUCCCAGAUGACUCUUCUGUGUGCCCAGGGUUGAGAGCCACUCACUGGGGUCUUGGGGGUCUGGGGGCACAGGAUUCCAUUCUGAUAGAGGAAGCCCCUGCUGGUGUUUUCUUCCUUCUUUGAGUUAAUGUUGGGUGAUACCAUUAUUUGUGUUCUAGAGGUGUGGGCUCUCCCCUGCAGGUGUUGUCAUGACCCCACACCCACCACCAGAGCCUCACAGUCCAGCCCCCCACCUCCCGUCCUUUGUGCUCCUUCCCCCACUUUAUCCUUAUCUCUCUCCCCACUCCCCACCCCUCAGGUAGCCUCAGUUCUGUAGUCAGAUUUCUAGGGUCUGCUGUUAGCUUGGCCUUAUCUGACCUUUUGGCUUCUCUAUGUUCCACAUCUGUGUGACCCCAUCUGGAGUUUGUCUUUCUCCGGACUUAUGUCACUUAGCAUCAUCCCCUCCAGCUCCAUCUAUGCUGACACAAAUGGCAAGAGUUUGUCUGUUUUGAUUGCUGGAGUAUUCUAUCACGCACCAUGUCUUCCUCAUCCAGUCCUCUGUACUGGGGCACCUGGGUUGUUUCUCCUCUCCGGCUGUUGUAAACAGGGCUGCAGAGAACGUGGGUGCAGGCUUCCCUUCUCCUGAGUGCGUGUUCUUCGGGUAGAUGCCUAGGAGCGGGGCUGCUGUGCUGCCUGUGUCUCUAAAGACCGAGAGGCCCACAGCACACGGCAGUCUCCAGGAGGAAGGUGCCUUGGGAGAGGGCAGCGAAGAGCCUCCUCCCAGCCUGAUGCUGUGAGACGGGGCUGCCGAUCCACUUCCGGGGAGCGGUCUGAGGCUCUGGGAGAGGUAUGUUGCUGGUCACAUGAGAGUCAUCUGGGCCCAGUCUGCCUACCUUGCGUUGCGCUGCCCCCAUGACACUGCCUGCUUCCUCGGGUAAGGCUCCGCCUCCUUGUCUGCUGGGGGACAGGGGCAAGGGACUGGAGCAGUCACCUACAAACUCAGGUCAGCCAGAGGGUUGACCAAAUGUCACUGAGCCUGCCCCUCUUCAGUGAGUCCCCUGCCAUCCCCCAGCCCCUCCUCUGGGUGGGGGUUGGGGUGUUCAGUCAGAGCACAGGAGCUCUGUGGCCACCCUCCUGCUCAGACUGCCCCAUCUCCUUCUCCUCCAGAGCGCAUCCCCCCCCCACCCCGCCCCUCA
Molecule: messenger RNA, 7485 nt
Organism: Talpa occidentalis (Iberian mole)
Lineage: Eukaryota; Metazoa; Chordata; Mammalia; Eulipotyphla; Talpidae
Gene: CDK18
Product: cyclin dependent kinase 18
Exons: 16
Coding region: 1011-2480 (489 amino acids)
Biological process (GO): protein phosphorylation
Cellular component (GO): cytoplasm; nucleus
Molecular function (GO): protein kinase activity; ATP binding
Source: RefSeq, a predicted model, not a curated record